Messenger RNA from Anopheles merus, 2206 nucleotides. Its product is annotated as protein-lysine N-methyltransferase EEF2KMT. The record is from RefSeq and is a predicted model, not a curated record. Bases 621 to 1679 code for a protein of 352 amino acids. The transcript has 4 exons. Lineage: Eukaryota; Metazoa; Arthropoda; Insecta; Diptera; Culicidae.
UCAUCAGCUUAUGGUAAAAUAUGUUGACUCCAUUCCGCUAUCACACUGAGUGGUUGAUCCGUGUAGAUUAUCGUUAUCAUCGAAAACAAAGAAACAUUAAUGUGGGGGAAGGCGAGGAAAAAUCAAAUGCAAAAAGUUUGGGCGCGCGCACAACUGCAGCGGAAUCACCACACCGCAGGACAAAGAGAGCACGGGUCAUUACGGGUGGACCAAACAAAUGGCAAGGAAGACAAAUUGGCACCACCCCGCCAUCACGGGCGGUAAUAAACUAUCUCGUGUGCUCGUUGCGUGACGAGUUGUCUCGUCAUUAAUAAGCGACAAAAAAAGAAGGUUUACCGAAGAAUAGCUUCUACACGGAAAGGCGACGGAAUAGAUCAUUGGUGGGAGAAAAUUCACAACAACGCCACGAGUUGGACGCCCAGUCUCUGCGGGCAUCGGGGUCUGAUCGAUAAUCCCUACGGUGUGUGCAUUUAUUUGUUGGCCCGUACGUGCAGUAUGAUUUUAAUAAUAUCUCAAGGAACUCUAGCAACACAAUCGCUCGUGUCGACGGAUGCGCGGAAGUGCCACCGGUGCCGGAAGGAAAAGCGAAUGCCGUGCUACCGAAUGAGCAAGGUGCAAUAAUGAAACCGAAUGACGGUCUUAAACCCGCAGACGAGAUCGACGAAAGUCCGCUAAAGCUCGUUAGCAAACAGUUUCUCUGCUGCACUCCGAUACGUUUGAUCCGCUGGCAUGGUUUGCUAGAACAGGAACUAAACUGGGACGAGCAGGCGGCACUGCUGGACGCUACUGUAGAUCAUCCGCUGGUCCAGUGCUACCCACUCAGUGCCGAGUAUCAGGCCGCCUUUCUAAAGUACAUCAUCGCGCAGCUAUCUAGCAUGAACACGGAGCAUCACGACCGGCUGAUGGAGAAGUAUUGCGCGAUGCUUUUGCCCGGUACGGAACUGCCCCUGGAUGAUCCGUCGAUCGGGCUCAGCUACAAGCACUACGAGCUGCCGCACGGACAGGGCGUAAUAUCGCUGAAGGAGUCGGGCGCGUUCGUAUCGGAAGGAACGACGGGUUUGUGCAGUUGGCAGGCGGCCAAAGCGCUCUGUGAACACAUAUCGAACAAUCGGGACGAUUUCCACGGACGGAACAUCCUCGAGCUCGGGUCCGGCGUUGGCCUGUCCGGCAUCUAUCUGGCGAAAUGCUACGAACCAUCGAUCAUAGUGAUGUCGGACUGCCACUCGUCGGUGCUGUCGGCGCUGAAGGAAAACGUUCGGCUGAACUUCCCCAAUGCUGCGCCGGUAGAGUGUGACAAUCCGCUAGUCAGCUUGCUGCUGGACAGUGGUAAUACGCUGAUGGGUGUGAUGGAUCUGGACUGGCAAUACAUCAGCGCAUCCAAUCUCAGCCAGCUGAUCGAGCCGGACGUGAUCGUGGCGGCUGACAUUGUGUACGAUCAUACACUCUUCCCGGCACUGCUGUCCACGCUGAACUACAUCUUCUGUCUGUCGCACAAUCGGUGCAAGUUCGUGCUCGCUUGUACCGAACGGAACCAGGACACGUUGAACGAAUUCCUGCAGCUUUUGAUAACGGCAAAGUUCCGCAUUAACGAAGAGACGGUUUCACCAUCGCGCCACUUUCAUUGGGAUAGUAGCGCGUCCAACAUACGUAUCUUCACGAUAUCAAGAGCAUUCUCCUAAGCUACUCACAUUCGCACCGCAUUACACGAUGAUCAGUCGUCGAGUUGCAAUUUCUUUCAGCUUUUGAAACAGAGAGAGGAAUAGAGAGAAAGAGAGAGAGAGAGAUAUCAUUUUCUAUUACACUUCGACGCGGAGUACCUUUUAUCACACUUCACCACCGCUACCACCAAAACGCUAUAUGCUUUGGUUAUGCUUCUAUCUAAAAUGAAAACUUAUCCAAACUAUACUUACUCUAUUGUCUACCUUUCACUUUCUAAAUGAAUUGUAACAAUUUUCAUAUUCUCAAUGUCAGAGGGACCACCAGAACCAGACAGCAGAACCGUACACAUAUGAUACAACACCAAAAGGGAAACAGCAGAAGAGAUUACGUUUCAACCUGAAAAAGACAAACACACCUACAAAAUUACACAGACACACACACAAAUACACUCCCAAACAUACCACGGAACGGUACAAGUUAACCUGUGUAACCUGUGUUUUAGAUACAAACAAAUACGUCCACUUUAGCCCAACACUAUGUGCUAGUU